AUGUUCGCUUCAAAGCCUCCCCACCUUCUGAAGGCUCAGGAAUACCAUGGACCAAAGCCGCCUGGCCAGCCAUACUCUGUUACGAUUCCCGGAACUGAAAAACCAGGCCGCAGUCACGUUUACCGAUCAUGGCACGCACAGAACGAGUUGCUUUUGACUCUCGAUCCUCAGGUUAUGACGGUGCACGAUAUGUUUGAGUCCACAGCCAACCGCCAACCCAAGAGCGAAUGCCUCGGAUGGCGCCCGUUCAACCAGACCACCAAGACCUUUGGGCCUUACCAGUGGCUGACAUAUGAAACUGUUCAGAAACGACGCGCGGCACUGGGUGCUGGUUUGGUUGAGCUGCAUCAGAAACACGACUGUCAUCGCCCCGGCCAGUACGGCGUUGGUCUCUGGUCCCAGAACCGCCCCGAAUGGCAGCUUACCGAUCUCGCCUGCAUGUCCCAGGGACUAUUUAGCGUUUCCAUCUACGACGUCCUUGCCCCAGAUGCGACAGAGUACAUCAUAAACCAUGCUGAACUUAAUUGUGUGGUCACCUCUCUCCCCCACGUUCCUACUCUCAUUAAGCUCAAGCCCAUUUUGCCCAACCUGAAGUUCAUUGUCUGCAUGGACCCACUUGACUCAGGCGAGCAGCAGGGCUACUCAAAGCGUGCUCUGCUUGAAUCUAUGGCUGCUGACCAAGGCGUUGCCAUCUACACUAUCGAUGAAGCCGAGGCACUGGGAGAGGCUUCCAAGCGCAAACACAACCCUCCCUCUGCGUCCGACAUUAUUACUAUCAACUACACCUCCGGUACUACUGGUGCUCCAAAGGGCGUCGUGUUGACACACGUAAACGCCUUGUCCGCCACUGCUUCCGGUCUUGCAAACAUCCCUCAGUUUAAGGGCGACACCACUUACUCUUACCUCCCAUUAGCUCACAUCUAUGCUCGUCUUAUAGAGCACAUAUUUCUCUGGGGCGGUGGCCGCAUCGGCUAUUUCCAUGGUAAUAUUUUGGAGCUGGUCGACGACCUGAAACUCCUUAAGCCUACUAGCUUUAUGUCGGUGCCACGUCUGUUCAAUCGUUUCAGCGGUGCUAUCAGGGCGGCCACACUUGACCAGCCUGGUUUAAAAGGUGCUUUGUCACGACACAUUGUCGCGGCCAAGACAGCCAAUUUGAAGAACCCGGACCCCUUGAAGGCCACUGGUCGACACGCACUGUAUGACCGUAUCUGGACCAAGAAGGUCGCUGCUGCGCUCGGAUUGGAGCGCGCACGUAAUAUGGUAACUGGAUCCGCACCUCUGGACCCGUCGUUGCACGACUUUAUGCGGGUUGUUACCGGUGCCGACUUCAUGCAGGGAUAUGGGUUGACCGAGACUUAUGCCUACAGCACAUCCCAGCACCCUUUCGAUAUGACUUCUGGCAACUGCGGAGGACUCGCUCCCUCCGUUGAGGCCUGCCUGGAGUCUAUUCCCGACAUGGAAUACUCGGUGGACGACAAGCCCUACCCCCGUGGUGAGCUGCUCCUACGCGGCAAUAGUGUUUUCAAAGAAUACUUCAAGAACCCCGAGGAGACUUCCAAGGUUGUGACUGAGGAUGGCUGGUUCCACACCGGCGAUGUGGCAGCAAUCGAUGAUAUGGGCCGCAUUAUUAUCAUCGACCGCCGCAAGAACGUGCUCAAGUUGGCACAGGGCGAGUAUAUUUCUCCCGAGCGCUUGGAGGGUGUUAUCCUUUCCGAGCUCAACUACCUUUCCCAGGCAUAUGUGCACGGAGACAGCGUCCAGACUUUCCUGGUUGCUAUCUUUGGUAUUCAGCCCGAUAUGUACGCUCCGUUCGCUAGCAAGGUUCUGGGACACAACAUUGCCGACACCGACCUGGCAGCAAUCAAAAGUUCCCUGUCAAACGAUAAAAUUCGCAAGGCCGUUCAGCGCGACCUAGACCGUCUGGCCAAAAAAAACAAAUUUGCUGGAUAUGAGCGGGUCAAGAGCUGCUCUCUGAUGCUAGAGCCUUUUACAGUGGCAAAUAACUUGCUGACCCCAACUCUUAAGCUCAAGCGAUCACCCACUGUUAAGAUCUACCGCCAGCUUUUGGACCAGCUGUAUGCUGAGGCUUUGGAGGAGCAGUCUGCUCCUCGCGCAAAGCUGUGA
Messenger RNA from Penicillium taxi, 2124 nucleotides. Its product is annotated as putative AMP-binding enzyme. The transcript has 4 exons. Bases 1 to 2124 code for a protein of 707 amino acids. Lineage: Eukaryota; Fungi; Ascomycota; Eurotiomycetes; Eurotiales; Aspergillaceae. The record is from RefSeq and is a predicted model, not a curated record. Gene Ontology annotation, molecular function: long-chain fatty acid-CoA ligase activity. Gene Ontology annotation, cellular component: endoplasmic reticulum; membrane. Gene Ontology annotation, biological process: long-chain fatty acid metabolic process.